AUGCCCACCUGGGGCCGAGGCGGCGCGGGCAACAUCAUGACCGACGCGCAGAUCGAGGAGGAAAACAGGCGAAUAUCUGCUGACCUCGAAGCCCAACAAUCCGCCGCCGAGACCUUCGCCGCCCCUACCCACCGCCCUAGCUACCCGACCACCACCACCCCCACCGCAUCCCAGUCCCAGCAGUACGCCCUCUCCGGCCGCGGCGGCGCCGGGAACUGGUACUCCCCUGCCGACCUCGCCUCGCGCGGCACCUUCGUCUCCACCACCACUGCCACCUCCAGCAAUUCCCUCGUACCCGAGCCCUCCCCACUCGAUCCCUCCACCAGCAACUUUGACACCCAUCCACGCACCGGCUCCGUCUCUCCGAACCCCCCACCGACAGCCUCAGCUCCCGCAGCCGCGGCCUUCGCGGAGGUCAGCGCAGGACAUCGGGGCCGCGGUGGCGCGGGGAAUUAUGUCUGGGACGGGCAGCGGGAGGAAGAGGAGAAGUUGAAGAGAGAGAAGGAGGACAGGGAUCGGGAGGCUGAGGUUAGGGAGAAGGCGGAACGGGAUGUCGAGACGGGGCUUGCGAGGCCGGGGAGGGCGAAGUUGGAGCCGGGGGGACGGGUGGGGAGAGGAGAGGAGGGGGGAGGGGGGGAGGAGUGGAGAGAGUGGGUGUGA
Molecule: messenger RNA, 660 nt
Organism: Coniosporium apollinis CBS 100218
Lineage: Eukaryota; Fungi; Ascomycota; Dothideomycetes
Exons: 2
Coding region: 1-660 (219 amino acids)
Source: RefSeq, a predicted model, not a curated record